Messenger RNA from Striga asiatica, 501 nucleotides. NCBI's taxonomy places the organism in Eukaryota, Viridiplantae, Streptophyta, Magnoliopsida, Lamiales, Orobanchaceae. The record is from the annotation of a GenBank genome assembly.
AUGGGUUCGACACAAAAACAAGGUCAACGGUUCGAAAAUUGGUCAAAACGGCUUGAGAAAAUAAACUUGGGUUCGGUUGAACCCAAGUGGCUGUGGGCUAACAAUUAUCAAAGUCUCAAAGAUAACCCGCCUUCUAUUAUACAACAAUCGAUUGUUUUGGAAGAAGACUCUCUCGUAGUUACAAAUGGCUCCUGGAUUAGUUCGGAAUUCAAGAACAAAAUUCAUAUCGAAUUCUCAGCAGAGUGUCAUAGAUCACAUGACGAAGACAGGAAGUUUAGCAAGGGACAAAGUGAACAAAGGAUUGCCAUUAACCUGCCAAAUGUUCGGUCUCCUCAAACUCAGCAAAAGGAGAGUACUUUUAUGCCAAAUAUCCAAUCUCCUCAAACUCAACAGAAGGAGAUGACUCUUGAAGGUACUCAGCAAAAUGAAAGCACUCCCGAUCCUCCAUCACAUCAGGGAAAUCAACAUUCUCAAUCACAGGAAGAUAUCAUUGGUACAUAG